UUCUGCUUCAGAGAGGAACAGCAAGCUGACGGUUCAUACCAUUCUCCAACCACAGGGGAACACAUGGAGCUGAGUGAAGAGGAUCUACAUCCAUUUCUGUACUGCAAGCUCGCUGCCUCCCCCGCCUGGGUUUAGUGUCACUGGAAACGCCUGGUGUGGAGGCUGGAGGGCGUUAUAGGAAGAGGAAAGAGAGAGCCGUUAUUAGAGAACCAGCUGAUCAGAGCACAGGCAGAGAGUCAGGGCUUGGGGGUGAACACACUUAGUAAAGGGAUGUUUGUAGAAAAGACAUGGUUCCUUCCGCCUAUAGGAACCCAUGUGAAGAGGGAAGCUUCGUAGGAUGACGUGAGCGCACUUGGGAGGAAUUUAAAGAGGAACAAGAAGCAAAAAGGAUCUGCGCAGUGAGGCUUUCAGGCGUCCAGCAUUGAGUCGUCAUCCCCUGUAGAAAGAAGAGAGAUGUCCUGGCUGUCACCUGUGUCCUGGGCCAAAUGGACCUGGACGGCGGUGCGAGGGGGAGAGGAAGGCGAGGAAGAGGAGGGGAGCGAGAGGGUGCAGGGUGGGGAGCAAAGGGAAGAGGAGGAUGAUGAUGAAGAGCGAUCUCAAGGCUGCAGCUCUGACUCAGAUGGUCAUUUCGACACCCCUGAAGCAGCAACUCCUGUCCACGUGCCACCGAUAGUCCAGGGCGAGCUGGAGAGUGACAACAAAACAGAUGUGGAGCAGGAUGAGCACCUGAUUGUUACAGCGCCAGCUGGGGAUGACAAAAAUUUGCUCUUCCACAACAUGGGUCAAGAUGAGCCUACGACCCCUGUGCUAGACCCACUGGAGAUGAACACCAGGCACCUUGGAGCACAACAAAAUGGCAACCUGUCAGACCCAAUAGACUCUGAGCCCAUCAUUGAUUCAUUCUCAGAGACACUGGUUCCCGGAGUGGAAAAAUCUACAGUUCUCUUGACAGAUCUACCCUGUGAAGAGACAUUGGUUCCAGAAGUGACAAAAUGCACAGUUCCAUCACCAGAACCACCCUGUGACACUAUUCCCGUCUUGGUUGAACAACCGCAUCUGGAUUUUGCUCUAGCUUCUUCUGCUGGUCCUGCAAUAGACUCAGUCCAAGUCAGUGAAGCUGACCUUUACCCUGCUGUGAAUCUCCCAGAAGAGAAACCUCUUGUUGAUUCAGAAGCACAAAACAAUGGUGUCGUCAACCAAUCCGUUGAGUUCAGCUCAAAAACUAAAACACGCAAAUCUAAACCUCCAUCCUUGGAGAUAAGUGACGCACCUAGGGAAGAAGUACAAUCAAGCGAGGAACAAGAACUUGUUCCCAAAGCCUCUUAUAAUUUUGACCCUGACCAGUUAGAUGACAACUUUAAUCCUUUCACUAGUGGAGGUUCCAAAAUCCAGAACUCUCCACCACCAUGCAGUACAAGAACUUUCCCCAGACUUGAGCCACUUGGUAGCUCCCUGCCCGUCUACGAAGACAGUGGAGCAGCAGAAUUAGCAUCAGCAACAGAGUCAACAUCCGAGGCAAAAUCCGUGAUGCUGGAGUUUGGUGUGGAUGAGGGGGCAGUCAGCAAGCCACCUCCAAAGAAAUUAGGAUUGAGAAAGACAACCAGCAAACUCAAGAAGCAAGUCAAGCCCAAAGUGCCAGAGACAUCCUGUGAACCUGCACCAGAACCUAUAAUAUCAGAACCAGUUUCUGACCCAGCAUCUAUUUCUGAGCCAGCUCCAGUAACUAAUUUCUCAGUUUCAGACUCAACUGUGCCUCUAAACCUGGAUGACGUUCCCAUUCCUAGGAAGGGAACAUAUAACUUUGACCCCAGUCAGUGGGAUGACCCCAACUUCAACCCAUUUGGGAGCAACAGCAAGGCGAGCAGUUCUCCAGUGCUCCCCAAAGGCUCCUACACCUUCGACCCAGACAAGUUUGAUGACUCUGUGGACCCUUUCAAGCCUUCUAAAACCCUGAACAACGAGGAUGUGUCCAGUUGUUCCACUCUGCCAGAGAAAAAACUGAAAGACGGAAGCAAACAGAAAGCAGAGCACCCAGAGGGAGAAAAGAAAGUUCGGCAGAUUACCAAGAAAAGCAAAGCGAGGACGGCCAAGACAUCUGAACAAGUCAAGUUUCUCUGUUUUCUGUUGAACCCCUGUCAAGCUGAGAAACAUGAUGAGAGCCAGUCGCAGAUGCAGGACAUGUGCAAACAGGAAGAAGAGGUGGUGGUUCAGACCCCAGAGAUCGUACAGCGAGUUCACCACGCCACUGAUGAGGAGAAGCUGGCGUCCACAGGCAUCAUGGGUCAGACAGACAACCACGAGAAGAAAGGAGAAUCUGAAUGCAGUAAGGAAUCCAGCAAAAAAAAGCCAGUCGACCACAAGCCUAUUGAAGAUGAUCCUGAGACCAAGAUGGCCCACGAAGACCUGAGGAACAUGUGUACAGAUGAUACAUGUGAGACAUCUGUGAAUCUAACCAUGUGCAGCAGUGCUACAGAUACAGAAGUGAUGUCUCAGGACAAAAUUCCUCUUAGUGAGAUAGACAAGGCUGCUGUGCUCACUCUCAUCAGAGAGGAGAUAAUCACUAAAGAGAUUGAGGUCAGUGAGUGGAAGAGGAAGUAUGAGGAGAGCAGAGCUGAGGUUCUGGAGAUGAGGAAAAUUGUUGCAGAGUAUGAAAAGACAGUUGCGCAGAUGAUUGAGGAUGAACAGCAGCAGAAGACGCUGUCGUGUAGUAAGUCAGUCAGGCAGCUGACUCUAGAAAGGGAUCAGGCCCUGGCUGACCUCAACUCUGUGGAACGCUCCUUCGCUGACCUCUUCAGGAGGUAUGAAAACAUGAAGGGAGUCCUGGAGGGCUUCAAGAAGAAUGAGGAAGUGCUGAAGAAGUGUGCACAAGAUUACUUGACACGCAUCAAGCAGGAGGAGCAGCGUUACCAAACCCUCAAAGUGCAUGCGGAGGAGAAGCUGGACAGGGCCAAUGAGGAGAUAGCGCAAGUCCGUGCCAAGGCCAACGCGGAGGGUGUCGCACUAAAUGCCAGCCUGAGGAAGGAACAGAUGAAGGUGGACUCGCUUGAAAGAGCCGUCCUUCAGAAGAAUCAGGAGAUUGAGGAACUCACCAAGAUCUGCGAUGAGCUUAUUGCCAAACUGGGAACAGAAUAAGUCACCAGACAGCCCCUCAGCUCAAAAGAGACCGGUCAUAGCAUCAUGCAGUAUUUGUGCAUGAUCAUACUUAAACUGUCUGGACAUGUGCUUUGCUUACCUCAUACAAAAAUAUUGAUUCAGAGCAGAGAUCAGCAGGACCGUAUGAAAUUAUAAUGAUAUUCAUUCAGACACCAUUCGGAAGAGCUGACAGAAAAAGAUGUGUGUUGGAUUGGACAAAAACCAUAUGACAUGACCAUCAAACAUAAUGAAGGACAUCAGCAUAAAGCACAUUGGUUUACUUCUGGUUAAUAUCUUUCCUCGGCCAUUGAUCUGUAAUUGAUUUUUUUUUAAAUCUUAUAUUAGACAGAUUUACAUUUUGCAAUAUGUACUGCUGAGUUGUUGUUCCAGAAUUGGAGGGUUGUGAAAUCAUGAACAUUAUACCACCAAAAUGUGUGGAAUCAUUUAAUAAGAGCACUUAAAGGAAGAGGUUUGAACCUACACAUUCAGUUAAACGCUUCAUUCUGUAAUAGUUGUUCGACAGUAAUGCUGUGUUGUGCAAUGUGUGAGAAGCACAUUUUGUCACUCCCGUGUAAUUAUGUUUUAUCUUAUAUCUGUGAGUCCAAAUCAAAUGUGCCUUUAUGUUGUCUAUCUUGUACAAAUAAGGAAAGUUGUGGCUCUGUAGGUUCUUCAUACAGUUGUCUCCGUGGCCAAAGUGAACGUCUCGCACGCCCAUCCCGUUAUGUGAUUGCACAUAAGAGUGACUUUUAUAAUGAAUUUGCAGUUUGAACAUGUUCUAGCAUUGACGGCAUUCUCAGGUCUGAUUCAACCCGAGGGAACGUGCAGGUGCAACAAAUGUGAUGGAUGGUCUGCUCCGUCAUAGAAGCACAAUCUAUUGCCAAAAUAAUGUCAAAUGAGAUUCUGUUGCAGUGGUAUUUCUUGCAAUUGAAGGGGCAAAUCCAUGUUACAGUGCAACAGGUGUACAUUUUAUACUCUGCAAAAAGACAUUUAUGCUUUAUUUUGCUCAUAAUAUUUGUAAAUGGAAAUAUAAUACUGCUAUACUCAGUUUGGAUGUUGACUGCUAUAUUUUGUGCAUUCCCAAAUAAAGAGUUAUUGUUUUACUGCUUAA
Messenger RNA from Dunckerocampus dactyliophorus (ringed pipefish), 4240 nucleotides. RefSeq names its product transforming, acidic coiled-coil containing protein 1 (gene tacc1). The transcript is spliced from 14 exons. Bases 454 to 3132 code for a protein of 892 amino acids. Gene Ontology annotation, biological process: mitotic spindle organization; cell population proliferation; cerebral cortex development. Lineage: Eukaryota; Metazoa; Chordata; Actinopteri; Syngnathiformes; Syngnathidae. Gene Ontology annotation, cellular component: cytoplasm. The record is from RefSeq and is a predicted model, not a curated record.